Molecule: messenger RNA, 1478 nt
Organism: Gryllus bimaculatus (two-spotted cricket)
Lineage: Eukaryota; Metazoa; Arthropoda; Insecta; Orthoptera; Gryllidae
Source: the annotation of a GenBank genome assembly
UAAAAGAAUUGAAGUAUAGCCAUCCAGCUGGUGACUGUGGACCAGAGUAUUGCAGAGUAUUUUCUAUUUUGGUGACGGUGUGGACAUCGGUGAACGUUGUCUUUGCCUUGAUGUUUUAGCUGUUCGAAUUACGCGCGUUACAACAUUACAAUGCAGAAAAAAGCCAAAAAAGCAUUUUAAAUUGUGAUCACAAUAGAAUUAAUUUGCAUUAUGAUCCGUCGGAUGUAAUUACAAAAUUAUAUUUUAAAAUUAUUGAAAUUUCCACUGUAUCGUGAGAAGCGAUGAACUAUUUGUAGUAACCUUUACACCGAAAAUAAAAUUAUGUAAUGUUAGGUCCGGUUAGGUCGGAGGACCAAGGCACACUGAAGUCCGAAUUCUGAAUUAAAUAAGAAUAUGUAGUCUACCGUGUCCUGUGAAUUAGCUUAGAAUAGAUGUGAUUUUGUAGAAGUGCCUUAACGGAAGAUUGACACUGCGUUCGUACAAAGUUUGCCUUGAGAGUAGUCUUCAUAAGUAAUACACCUUCGCGAUUUUAAGAGUAUAUGUUGGUGAUACUUCUGAAAUUUUGGGAAAUUGUGUAGUUUCUGUAAUUUUUUGACAAUUUCUUUCUACACAUUUGCAUAACAAUGUCCCUUAAAGUUUAUUUCGAUUUUCUUUCUCCGCCGUCUCGCGCAUUACUGAUGUUUUUGAAAGCAAACAGAAUUCCCUUUGAACCAAAAGAAGUAAAACUAGCUAAAGGUGAACAUUUCAAUAAAGAUUAUGCCAACAUCCACCCAUUUCAGAAAGUACCAGCAAUAAUUGAUGAUCAAUUCCAACUAAUUGAAAGCGUUGCUAUAUUAAGAUAUUUAUGUCGAGAGAGAAAUGUUCCGGAACACUGGUAUCCUAAGGAUGUUAAAGGUCAAGCAAAAGUAGAUGAAUAUUUGGAAUGGCAACAUACAAAUACAAGAAUGUGUGGUAUGCUUUUCAUGUUAAAGUGGGUGUACCCAUCAACAACUGGAAAAGCACCUAAAGCAAAAGAAGUUGCACACUGGGAAAAAUUAAUGAAUGAGGCUUUGGAUAAAAUCGAAUAUAUUUGGCUUAAAGACAAACCUUACUUAACAGGCGAUAGAAUCAGCAUAGCUGAUUUACUGGGUGUUACUGAACUUGAACAAACAAGACUGAUGCUUAACUAUUGAAUGCUGACCAAUUUUUAUUUCACUUGGUGAUUCUACGAUGAAGACUGAGAUGCCAUGUUACGAAGAUUUAAACUAUAAGUACUGAUACCAAUUAAACUUUUAAGAUUGAAUAUAAUAUUGAAGUGAAGGUAAAAAUUGUUCAGACGGUUGAAUUUGCUUAAAUUAUUAUCUGUAAAAUCUAUAAUUGAUUGUUGAUAUGUAUAUUUUUAAGACAUUUACUGAUAUAAUUAUGAUUGAAUGUAAUAUAAUGAAAUACAACAUAGUGGAAACUUCAUAAUUUUUAAUAAUAAAACACCAAAAGUUUUA